Molecule: messenger RNA, 834 nt
Organism: Jaminaea rosea
Lineage: Eukaryota; Fungi; Basidiomycota; Exobasidiomycetes; Microstromatales
Product: 4-hydroxybenzoate polyprenyl transferase
Exons: 2
Biological process (GO): ubiquinone biosynthetic process
Cellular component (GO): mitochondrial inner membrane
Molecular function (GO): 4-hydroxybenzoate polyprenyltransferase activity
Source: RefSeq, a predicted model, not a curated record
CCGUAUCUCUCCCUCUCCCGCCUGGACAAGCCAAUAGGCUCAUUCCUCCUCUUCUGGCCCUGUGCAUGGUCUCUCACACUCGCAGCACAACAUACAGCCUUACCACUCCCCUCACUAGCCUACAAUCUAGCCCUCUUCGCAACAGGAGCAUUCGUCAUGCGCGGCGCCGGGUGCACCAUAAACGAUAUGUGGGAUUCAAGACUCGACGCCCAAGUCGAACGAACAAAGACACGGCCGCUAGCGGCAAAGCAGAUCACGAUGCUUCAAGCCUGGAGCUUCCUAGGACUGCAGCUCAGCGCCGGCCUUGGCGUCCUCCUCCAGCUCAACAAUUACUCCAUUCUCCUAGGCGCCUCCUCACUCAGCCUCGUAAUCGUCUACCCGCUCAUGAAGCGCAUAACCCAUUGGCCGCAGCUCGUGCUCGGUCUUGCAUUCAACUGGGGAGCACUCCUGGGAUGGGCAGCCCUCUCACCUCCGCCUGUGUGGGAGGCCGUCCUGCCCCUCUAUGCGGGCGCGGUCUGCUGGACGAUUGUGUAUGACUCGGUGUAUGCGCAUCAGGACAAGGUGGACGAUAUAGUGGCAGGUGUGAAAAGCACUGCACUACUGUUCGCCGAGAAGACGCGACCGAUCCUUACGGGCUUCUCGGUAGGAUUUCUUGCAUUGGCCACAAAAGGACACCCUUGCUUCCUCGCCUCCCUCGUCCCCGUGGCUGCUCACCUCGCGUGGCAGAUUGGUACGACAGAUCUAGACAAUCGAGCCGAUUGCUGGAAGAAGUUUGUGAGCAAUGCGUGGUUGGGAGCUAUGGUCUGGGCAGGCUUGAUGGGAGAUUACUUGAUU